Pteropus alecto (black flying fox) is the source of this 2453-nucleotide messenger RNA. RefSeq names its product mesoderm specific transcript (gene MEST). The record is from RefSeq and is a predicted model, not a curated record. Bases 204 to 1211 code for a protein of 335 amino acids. Gene Ontology annotation, molecular function: catalytic activity. The transcript is spliced from 12 exons. NCBI's taxonomy places the organism in Eukaryota, Metazoa, Chordata, Mammalia, Chiroptera, Pteropodidae.
ACAUCCCGGCACCUCCUCUGCGGCAGCCGCGCCUUGCGCAUUGCCGCAGCGUACGCCCUAGUGGCCGCUCGCUGCUUGCCGCGGCCGGCACCGCCCUCACGGGCUGUGUGCUGGCCCUACGCAGCUGCGGGUGCAGCUGUGGGUGCCGCGGCGCCCCUGUGCUCCAAAUCGGUGUGCCGUGCGGCAUGGGAUAAGACGCAGCCAUGGUGCGCCGAGAUCGCCUCCGCAGGAUGAGGGAGUGGUGGGUACAGGUGGGGCUACUGGCCGUUCCCCUGCUUGCUGCCUAUCUGCACAUCCCGCCCCCCCAGCUUUCCCCCGCUCUUCACUCAUGGAAGUCAUCUGGCAAAUUUUUCACCUACAAGGGACUGCGCAUCUUCUACCAAGACUCUGUGGGUGUGGUUGGAAGUCCGGAGAUAGUCGUGCUUUUACAUGGCUUUCCAACAUCCAGCUAUGAUUGGUACAAGAUUUGGGAAGGUCUGACACUGAGAUUUCAUCGAGUGAUCGCCCUCGAUUUCUUAGGCUUUGGCUUCAGUGACAAACCGAGACCACAUCACUACUCCAUAUUCGAGCAGGCCAGCAUCGUGGAAGCGCUUUUGCGGCAUCUGGGGCUCCAGAACCGCAGGAUCAACCUUUUGUCUCAUGAUUAUGGAGACAUCGUUGCUCAGGAGCUGCUCUAUAGGUUCAAGCAGAAUCGAUCUGGUCGGCUUACCAUAAAGAGUCUCUGUCUGUCAAAUGGAGGUAUAUUUCCUGAGACUCACCGUCCUCUCCUUCUCCAAAAGCUGCUUAAAGAUGGAGGCGUGCUGUCACCUAUCCUCACACGACUGAUGAACUUCUUUGUAUUCUCUCGAGGUCUCACCCCAGUCUUUGGGCCAUACACCCGACCUUCGGAGAGUGAGCUGUGGGACAUGUGGGCAGGGAUACGCAACAAUGAUGGGAACUUAGUUAUCGACAGUCUCUUACAGUACAUCAAUCAGAGGAAGAAGUUUCGAAGACGCUGGGUGGGAGCUCUUGCCUCUGUAACUAUUCCCAUUCAUUUCAUCUACGGGCCUCUGGAUCCAGUGAAUCCCUACCCAGAGUUUUUGGAGCUGUACAGGAAAACGCUGCCGCGGUCCACAGUGUCGAUUCUGGAUGACCACAUUAGCCACUACCCACAGCUAGAGGAUCCCAUGGGCUUCUUGAAUGCAUAUAUGGGCUUCAUCAACUCCUUCUGAGCUGGAAAGAGUAGCUUCCCUGUAUUACCUCCCCUACUCCCUUAUCUGUUGUGUAUUCCAUUUAGGAAGAAAUGCCCAAAAGAGGUCCUGGCCACCACAUACUAUUCUCUCACAAAAGUCCACCUGAUUCACACUGGUGAAUCUGUGUAAUGAUUGGGUUGACAGAAAAAAAAAAAACACAAACACAAAAAACGGCAGAAGCUCCGUCUAAGGGUGACCUCAUAGUCCACCUCCCAUCCCUCUGACAUCUGAUCAAGUGUGUAUGGACUUGCCUUUGUCUUUGUGUUAUUAGGAAAUUCUGAUGAGCACUACUCACUGAUUUUGCAUAAAAAUCUUUUAACACUUCUGUAGACUUUUCCAAAAUAUUUAGAAAUGCAAAUUUCUGGCCCAAGCAGGAGAGCGGAGAGCGUGCCUCCUUCCCUCUCCUUGUAUGGCUUUAAGGGCACAUGCUUUUUUAAGUUUUCUAAGCAGCACGGCUUCAAGUGAGAGUAAGUCUCCUGUCAAAACUUUGGAUUUAGUUUCAUCAGCUGCUUCUAAUUAGACAUUUUGGUAAAACAGAUUUUGGGUUAAAUCAUUCUACAUAUACUUUAAAACUAUGAUUUACCUAUACAUAUACAUAUUUUAUAAGGAUACUAAACCAGCAGACACUUACUCUGGCAGAGUAGUGAACCUUAUUAAAUAUGUUUAACUUCUGAAUAAAUUGAACUCGAUGCAAACUACUUACAGAAUUUCAUAACAUCACAAGACAUUCAAGACCAAUAGCGUCUAUGCCAGAGAUUUACUGUCAUUAGCUGGAAAGACCAAUUCUAAUGGCAAAUCAUAGUCUGACUCUUCAUACCUCAGUGCUUCAGCAUGUCCCUCCUGAGCUAAAGUGGGGGGGAGGGGACCGUCGCACGGUCCAAGUCACCGCCUCGCGUACACUGAUUCCUUAUGGUGAUUGCUUAACUUCUCAUUGGUUGUCCCGGAGAGCUUCCUCACGUAGCUCCACAAUUCCUGUGCUUUACAGACAGGAAAGUUCCAGAAAUUUUAAGAUCAAAUUCUGAAAGGCCUAUGAGUAAACGGUGCUGAAUACUUAUUUUUUUUUUUUUUAGACGCAGUAUGUUUUAGUCAUAAUAGGAUCAUUAAAUCAGAAUAGGAUUAUCGAGUGAUUAAACUUUUUCUUUAAAUUAGCAACUUCAAGUAUAACAAUUGAAAGUGGAAUAAGUGUUUAUUUUCUAUUAAUAAAAAUGAAUUUUGACAAAA